AUGGGUCCUAUGCAAUCUUUCAUAAACCCCCUAGCUCCAGCGCAACUCCAAGUACGCUCUCUUUCUACGACUUUAGACCCUGCACUACCACGUAAUGUCGGACAAAAGAGACCCAGGCUGGAGCUUGAUAGACCUAACGCUACACCUGCACUGCAAGGGUCCUAUGUCUCGGAACCACUGCAAUUCACCUGGCAGGCAAACAACACGACGCAUCAUACAGCCUAUAACCAGCCCAACGUUCUGCCGACAUCCGCCACCACGAAUCCAGUCAUCAUGGGGUGGCCUGGAGAUACCUUCGCGUCGUCAAUCACUCCGGCGAACGUCUUCGAAACCCUCCUCUGGCCGCCCAACUCACCUUCGUCCAAACGCCAAAAUAUACCCGUGACUUUACCGUCUUCUCCUAAUUCUGCAUCAUCGUCUCGUCCUACAUCCUCUCAUUCCCUACCAUCCAAUUUCAUGUCCACAUCAAUUCCACCCGAGAACGUUUCCUCAUCCUACCAACCUCUUACGCAUCAAGGGCAGCAACAACGGCCCGCAUGUUCCCGGACCCAUUUCUCGCAUGUCAAAUCUCACAGCUCGCUAGGCGCACUUUCUUCCCUCCUAGGACCAGAGAAACCGCCGAAGCGAGCUCGACAUCUCCCCGAAGGACCCGAUAGCGAUCCGUCGAAACCUGGCCUUGCUCUCAAUCAAGGUAUUCGGACCGUGAGCGGUGUACCGGACCUAUCUUUAUCUUCUGAUACCCUCAAACUUAAUUUGACCCCUCUGAGUUCUCUAUUUUAUGACGACGGAGCGAGAGCGCCUGCACGCGUCGACCCUCCACACUCUUCUUCGAUCCAGGCCGGUGCAAAUGCACUUUUUGCACUACUGGAGGAGCGUCUGUAUGCGGGUGCAAAAGCGAUGGAUGCACUCUUCCAGGACAAGAUCAAGAAGAACGAGGAGGAGCUUGAAGGCAAGAAGAGAUGGAUAAUGGACGAGACGAGGACAAUUGGCGAAGAACGAAAGAAGCUGGAAGAAGAGAGGAGACGAACUGAAGAAAUCUCCAGGACCUCCGGCGAGCUGCCACAUGAUGUUGGCGAGGGACGCCAGGCGAUCGAGGAAGAAAGAAAGGUUUUAGAGGAGAGGAGAAUGGUGCUUGACGAGGAGAAGAGAAUCUUGGAUGAAGCUCACGCGAAGUUGGAAGAGUACUUCAAGCUGACGCAGGAAGACAGGCAGAAAGUUGCAGAAGAACGCCGAUCAUUAGAAGAAGAGAAGAAUACGCUAACGGAAGGCCGGCGGCUUCUAGAAACAGACAGGAACACGUUUAAUCAAGAGCGACAACAACUAGAGCAGCAACGGCAGGAAAUAGAACGUGAACGGACCGUCAUAGAUAACGAACGCAAAGUAGUUCAGGCCAUCCGGCUCGCAGUCGAGGAAGAACAGAGGCUCCGAGAUGAAAGCAAGAAAGGACUUCAAGAUGAGCGCGACAAGCUCCUCUCCGACUGGGCGAGCCUCGACUCGCAGAAGGUCGCUCUCCUCGAAGGGAAAGCCGAAAUCGCACAACGCAUGGAAGCAGCCGAGGAGGAGUGGAAGAUCGUCGAAGUGGCCAGGCAUCAGACAGAAGAAGAGAAACGUCGUCUCGAAGAGGAGCGGGAGCGAAUUGAGGAGGAAAGGAUGAGCCUUCAGGAAGAGAGGAGGCAGGCGGACGAGGUGCGCAGUGCUUUGCGGGAGGAACGCGCAGCGCUCGACCGGAGCAAGAUGAUCGUUGAGGAUACGAGGAGGGUGUUGGAGGAGAAGAGGAAGGCUGUGGACGAGGGGUGGGUGAAGUUGGAGAAGAAGCUAGAGCAGGACCGGGUUGCGCUGAGCUCGGAUAGCAGACGGACGACGGGCGAGACUGGGGCGGGUCCGAGGAAUCCUCGAGCGCCUCCUAUUGGCCUGGGUAGCGUUGGUCCUAUGCGUGAUACGCCAUACUACCCUCGAGGUCGAUAUCAUGCAAGAGGAGGUUCGACGCCUCAUUCCACCCCAGGCCGCGGGACGUUCGAAAGUCGGAGUGUUCGACGAUAG
This is a messenger RNA of Cyclocybe aegerita, 2040 nucleotides long. The record is from the annotation of a GenBank genome assembly. NCBI's taxonomy places the organism in Eukaryota, Fungi, Basidiomycota, Agaricomycetes, Agaricales, Hemipholiotaceae.